UCUUUGUGCGCAUGCGCGCUCGUACACCUCUCCCCGCGGAGCUCGGCUGAGUCAGUCAGUCUGUCGGAGUCGGUCUGCGGAGCACCCCGCGCCGGGUACUUCGGAGAGCCAGCUGCUGGAUUAUUCUGUGUGCCCUCCCACUCUCCUGCCCCGCGUCUCGCUUCACCCCUCUCCCGCCCUUGCUCGUACAGCCAUGGCGGAGUCGUCGGCGGCCACUCAGUCCCCGUCAAUCUCCUCGUCGUCCUCCGGGGCCGAGCCGUCCGCGCUCGGCAGCGGCGGGAGCCCCGGAGCCUGCCCCGCCCUGGGGGCGAAGAGCUGCGGCUCCUCGUGUGCAGCCGGAUUGAGCUCUCAUUGCUCUAAUGAGCCACUUUCAGAAAUUAUGGCUUCCUUCUUUCUUUCAUUUUCUGAAAUACAUAACCCUGACCUUACAAUACUGCUUGGAGAAAAAAGGGAAACAUUAGGCAGCCAACUUAUUCUAACCAAAGAAGGAAAAGACCCUUUGGUUCCUCUAGGUAUGAAAAAGCUGGAUGCUUCUCAAGGGACCAGUAAGGACAGAGUAGACACUCCGGUUUCUCUUACAGCUGGCGGGUCUGGCAACCACCCUUCCAUUCCAGACAGUUUCCCAGGGCAGCCUGCUUUUCUCUCAAAGGAAACUGGUCCAGCAGAAGAGUGGACAGUUGAGGACCAAGAACCCAAGAACCAGAACAAGGUUCCAAGUGGAGAGGACAGGAGUGCACUGGCUCUUGGGCAGUCUAAGGCCGAACACAUUUGUACACACUCCUUGUCCUCGGCUGAACUUUCUGGAACCAGUGUAGAAAAAGAUUCUCCUGAGUCACCAUUUGAAGUCAUUAUUGACAAAGCAACUUUUGACAGAGAAUUUAAAGAUGUGUAUAAGGAGAGCACAAAUGAUUUGGGUGGAUGGGCAGCUCCCAGUGAUAGAGAAUCCCCUGCAGACUUGUUGGAAAUGAAUGACAAAGUGUUUCCCCUGAGAAAUAAAGAGGCAGGGCGUUUCCCAGCCUCUGCUCUGCUCAGUAGACAGUUCUCACACACUACAGCAGCACUGGAAGAGGUGUCUAGAUGUGUGAAUGAUAUGCACAACUUCACUAAUGAAAUACUGACUUGGGACUUAGUUCCCCAAGCAAAACAUCAGUCUGAUAAAUCUUCUUGCACCACAAAAAGUACAGGACUAGACAGAAGUGAACAUCGCUCAGAGAUUCCAGUUAUAAAUCUUAAAACAAACGCUCAUCAGAAAAUGCCUGUAUGUUCUCUUAAUGGGAACACUCCCAUCACCAAAUCCACAGAUGACUGGGCAGAAGCGUCUUCCUCUCCAGAAAACAUUGCUGGAAAACCUGUCAAAGACUACCUCAGUUCCACAAAAGAAGCCAGUGGCAGAGGUGAGCCAGGCAGUUCCCAGCCGCAUCCAGAGCUGCCUGGCUCUGUGCCUGAGAAAUGGGUCUCAGGCUCUGAAGCAGCCACAGUGGAGGCAGGUUUACCUGAUCUGAGGGGUGCCUGGCCUAACUCUGUAUUGGGGGAAGUCACAGAGGUUGAUAGUUCUGGGGAGUCCGAUGACACGGUCAUAGAGGACAUCACAGCAGAUCCCUCAUUUGAGACCAACCACGUUCUGCCCCCAAAACCUGACUCCCUUCCAGGUGCUGCUGCAAAAACAAGUGCAAGGGACAUCGAAGAGACUCCGAGUUGUGGGACUGGGAGGGGAGAAGCAUAUGAAAACCCGGGAGAGCCGGGCAGUGCCUCUGAGCUGCAUCGGGCCCAGCCAAAAACUGCUCCUCUCGGAAGGAGUGUGGAAGGUGAAGAGGUGUGUUCACAAGUACCUAAUACUCUGAAUAAAGUCACACCUGAAACAACGCCUGCUGUGACUGACAACCCCACAGCUCCUUCAGCAGCACCUCCAAGUGUUCCUAGUGAUACAGGAUUCCCACUAACUGUGAAAGCUUCUGUCAACUUGGAGUCUUUGCGUGGAAAAUAUGUUGAAGAUACAGAUGGUUCCUCCCCAGAGGACUUGCUGGCUGCCUUCACAGGAGCCAGGGAGAAAGGAAUAGUGGAUAAAGAUCACAGCGGCUUAGAAGCAGUGUUAGAGAAGACAGCAGACUUUAAAAACACUUUGCCUGUGGAACUCUCUCAUGAAAGUGAGCUAGAUGGUUCUGAAACCCAAGACGUUAAAAGCAAAUACAGUGAGCACAGCAAAGAAACAAAUGGAGGUGAGCUGGGUGUGCGCUCUCCUCGAGGUGCCCCCAUGGUGUCUCCUGACUUAGAACAAGAGCAGCUCACCAUCAGAGCCAUUAAAGAGUUAGGGGAAAGGCAGACUGAGCAGGUGCAGACUGAAGGAGCAGCUCCUGGAAGAAAACUCAAGCAAGCCUUUGCUCCACAAUCUUGGCCACAGAGGUCAUCUGACAUCCUAGAACACAUAGAUGUCAAGACUGGAUCUGAUCUUGGGAUUUCCAAAAAGCUCACUAUCAUCAAAGACACUAGAGUAGAUCCUAUUUCCAGCCUUAGCAAGACUGAAACGGUUAACAAGCAUGUCCUAGCGAGACUUCUGACUGACUUCUCAGUACGUGAUCUGAUUUUCUGGCGAGAUGUGAAGAAGACUGGGUUUGUCUUUGGUACCACACUGAUCAUGCUGCUCUCCCUGGCAGCAUUCAGUGUUAUCAGUGUGGUCUCUUACCUCAUCCUGGCUCUUCUCUCCGUCACCAUCAGCUUCAGAGUCUACAAGUCUGUCAUUCAAGCUGUGCAGAAGUCAGAAGAAGGCCAUCCAUUCAAGGCCUACCUGGAUGUGGACAUCACCCUAUCCUCAGAAGCUUUCCAUAACUACAUGAACGCUGCAAUGGUGCAUGUCAACAGAGCCCUCAAACUCAUCAUCCGUCUCUUUCUGGUAGAAGACCUGGUUGACUCCUUGAAGCUGGCUGUCUUCAUGUGGCUGAUGACCUAUGUUGGUGCUGUUUUUAAUGGAAUCACCCUUCUUAUUCUUGCUGAGCUGCUUGUUUUCAGCGUUCCAAUUGUCUAUGAGAAGUAUAAGACACAGAUUGAUCACUAUGUUGGGAUUGCCCGGGAUCAGACCAAGUCAAUUGUUGAAAAGAUCCAAGCAAAGCUUCCUGGAAUCGCCAAAAAAAAGGCAGAAUAAGCACGUGGAAGCCAGAAGUGCAACAGUUACUAAAACGCCAUUUAAUAGUUAUAACAUCGUCACUUGUACCAUGAAGGGACUUGCUCAGUGUCAGCUUGAGCUUGGUUCCAAGUUGUUUGUUCUUAAUUUGGUGUUCUCUCCCCUCCUCCCCCUUUACCCUCAAUACCAAGCACAAGAUGUGUUAGACUGAAAAAAGAACUGAUCUCUUAGAACCCAAAAGAAUAAAGAAUGAAUCAAAUUAAUAGAAUUAAUCAGACCAUAACAGUGGUGGAGCUUUUACCUGUACCACAAAAGGAGAAAAAGAAGAGAGAAAUGCCUUAGGGUCCUCUCUCCUGUUUCAAGGACUCAUACACAGUUCCCAUUUAUAAUUUUGCCCUUAUUUUUAAGUUAGGAAAUAAUGAUUAACUUAUGAAUAAAUAGUCAGGGGCAGGAGUGGGAUUCCUUCCAUUGGGUUUGUGCGGCCCUCCAGUCCCACCUUCCUGCCUUACACCUGAGCAGCUACUCCUACUGCUCUUCUUCUUCCUUAAAUGAAAGAACUGUCAGCUCUGAGUAACUUACAGGUGAUAGAGGUAAUUCCCUUUUCCCAGAACGCCAUCUGAGAAAUUCAGAGGGAACAGAGUGGGGUGGAGCAGUCAGCAGGAGGGUGGCAGUCACCCUCCUGCUGCUGCCCUUCCUAGAAAUGGAAGGGCUCUGCCACUGGGAGGGCAGUGUCCGAGCCGUUGGUCUGGGAUACCAAUGUGAGUGUUGGCUUGAGAAAUCAUUCCAGAAUGUGCUUCUCCCUCUUUUCCCUGCCCACCUUACCUCAAGUUUAAUAAAUAUGGUUGUACUUUUCUUAUUAUGAAAUGUCUGUAACUGCUGUACACUGCUAUAAACUUAAGAAAAAUAA
Peromyscus eremicus (cactus mouse) is the source of this 4022-nucleotide messenger RNA. It is a transcript of the gene Rtn3, whose product is annotated as reticulon 3. NCBI's taxonomy places the organism in Eukaryota, Metazoa, Chordata, Mammalia, Rodentia, Cricetidae. Gene Ontology annotation, cellular component: neuron projection; postsynaptic density. The record is from RefSeq and is a predicted model, not a curated record. Bases 194 to 3136 code for a protein of 980 amino acids. Gene Ontology annotation, biological process: endoplasmic reticulum tubular network formation; neuron differentiation; brain development. The transcript is spliced from 8 exons.